AAGAAAUUCAAUGCUCAAUAUGAUCUCAUGGGAACGAAACAGGGGAAAUUUGAUUGCCACAAAUAUAUGGGCUUUUAAAGUGGGCCUUGUUAGAUUCUUAUCAGGUCCAUGUCACUCACUAUUCAACAUUUUACUGCUGAACUCAACUGUGGGAAGAGGAAACCCUAGAGAUUUGGUAACAGCAGAGAUCAAUGAAGACAAUACAGGAGCAGCUUCCAAAUGACUUGGUAGAGGAGAUACUCUGUCGCGUUCCGGCAACAUCUCUGAGACGUUUACGAUCGACUUGCAAAGCAUGGAACCGUUUAUUCAAAGGUGAUCGGAUAUUAGCAAGUAAGCAUUUUGAAAAAUCCGCAAAACAGUUUAGAUCUCUAUCGUUAAGGAAUGAUUACAGGAUUUUUCCGAUUAGCUUCAAUCUCCAUGGAAAUAGUCCAUCUCUAGAGCUUAAAAGUGAGCUAAUCGAUCCUCAUUCUAAGAAUUCAGCUGCUCCAUUCGAAAUAUCUCGAGUCAUUCACUGUGAGGGAUUGUUGUUGUGCUCCUCCCAAUUGGACGAAUCUAGAGUCGUGGUUUGGAAUCCUUUAACCGGUGAAACCAGGUGGAUCAGAACCGGCGAUUUUCGCCAAAAAGGCCGUAGCUUUGAUGUCGGGUACUACUACCAAAAAGACAAGAGAUCCUGGAUCAAGAGCUACAAACUCUUGUGCUAUUAUCGUGGUACCAAAUAUUUUGAAAUCUACGAUUUUGACUCUGAUUCAUGGAGGAUUCUUGAUGAUAUUAUCGCUCCACGGGGGAGUAUUGGAUACUCGGAACUUAGCGUGUCUCUGAAAGGAAAUACUUACUGGUUCGCUAAAGGUGUAACAGAAGAGCGGCCCCGCACCAUAUCAUUGCUCAAAUUUGAUUUUUAUACAGAGAAAUCUGUACCUGUGCUUCUUCCCUAUCAGAGUCGUCGUCUUUUCCAAGCUAGUAGCCUUUCUGUUGUUAGAGAAGAUAAACUUUCUGUGUUAUUGCAGCUAGAUCAAAGUUCCAAGACUGAGAUAUGGGUGACAAAUGUGAUUGAUGAGACCACCAAAGGAGCAGUUUCUUGGACCAAGGUCUUAGCAUUGGAUUUGAGCCCUCAUCUUCAGAUUGGGAAUGAUGGAAGUUUCUUCCUAGGCGAGGAUAAGAAAGUCGUCAUGUUCUGUGAGAAAUUGAUUGAUGAGAACAAGGUCAAAGACAUGGUCUACAUUGUUGGGGAGGAUAAUGUUGUCACAGAAGUGGGAUUUGGAGUAGAUGAAAUGGAUGGAUGUCGGGCAGUUAUUCUUAAUUAUGUUCCAAGUUUGGUUCAAAUCGAGCGAGCUGGAGGCAACAGGAAAAGAGGGCACUAAACACUGUCUACAUGUAAUCUCUUUUCUUUCUGUGCGUGUGUUUCUCUUAAUUUUAUCUUUGUCAUGUUCUUUCAGUAUCAAUCAAGCUUUUCUAAUUCAAUGAAAAAAGUGAUUCAGAAAACAUGUAAGAAGCUU
Messenger RNA from Arabidopsis thaliana (thale cress), 1493 nucleotides. It is a transcript of the gene ETP2, whose product is annotated as EIN2 targeting protein2. The record is from RefSeq and is marked reviewed. Lineage: Eukaryota; Viridiplantae; Streptophyta; Magnoliopsida; Brassicales; Brassicaceae. The transcript has a single exon. The coding region runs from base 192 to 1358 and encodes 388 amino acids.